Molecule: messenger RNA, 4179 nt
Organism: Maylandia zebra (zebra mbuna)
Lineage: Eukaryota; Metazoa; Chordata; Actinopteri; Cichliformes; Cichlidae
Gene: swt1
Product: SWT1 RNA endoribonuclease homolog
Cellular component (GO): nucleus
Source: RefSeq, a predicted model, not a curated record
CGCUGCGGAUGUUUUGGAAAACAGUCGGCUCUGGGGUAGGGAAACUGAGCUGUGUAGGAAUGUGACGUUUGCUCACAUUUGACUUACUUUAUGUCCCUGAAACAACGAAAGCGACCUCUUCAGACAGUAAGGACGACAUGUAGCGUGUACGGCUGCAGUUUGCUGCUGCUUCUUCUUCGUGUACGAGAUUUAACGAGCUAACGGAAAAUGCCUAAAAAGGCCAAAAAGAGAAAGCACAAGAAGUCGUCUUCGUCCUCAAGUGAAGAAGACGAGAGGAUAUCCAGAGGACAAUAUGCAAGCAACAGUUACAAAACCGCCAAGAGGAAAGAAGUUUUAAAGAGUCAGAAAAGCUGUAAAAAGGACAAGGAAAAAUCCGUUUCUUCUUCUGUUAAAGAUGACUCCCAAAGCACCCGGCAGAUCAAAAAACCUGUCUACAGACUGGCAAAAACACAAGCAACAGAGCAGAAACCCAUUAAUAAGGACAGACAAUAUGCAAAAUCCAAACCAGACUUUGUGGCAUUCCAUGGGGAUCAUUGCUCCAGUAAAGCAAAGAAUUAUGUUUCAGGGAAAGAUAAAACUGUCACUGGAAGCGACAUUGUGGAAAGAGGAUACUCAAAACUCAGUGCAGGUGCAGUCCCUCAGAGAACAGAAACAAAGUCUAAAGGUGGGUUCGAUGAAAAGUCUUCCCAGAGGAGCCAGUCCAAAUUAAACAAGCCUCGAGUGGGUCCCAGUUUAGUAUCUGCUGAAGUGAAAGAACCAAGGCAGGAUGUGCAGAAGAGGAACUGCAGAACUGAGGACCCACCGAGGACUGGAAAUCACAGCAGGUAUAUCAAGACCAGCAAACCUACCUCCUCCACCUCUGCUAUAGAGAUGUGUCAAAAGCAUGAAAAAAAGGAGUUAAAGCCCCAAAGAAGUUUCUAUAAAGAUGAUGCAAACACGUCUUCUGCCUCCAUCUUAAAGAAGUCUUCCACUUCAGCCAAACACAGUGCCUCGGAAAGCAGCUCAAAGAUACAGGUGGUUGAAGAGCUUCAUCUUGCCCGCUCUGAGAAGAGAUUGGAGGUGAAUGUCCUGAAGAGCUACGGGGAACUCACCGCUAUGGACAUAGAUUGUCCCGAAGAAGGACCUGCAGGCAGAAACUCGUCUCAGCAGGACCUAAUCCUUGUUCUCGACACAAACAUUCUCCUCAGUCACCUGGAUUAUGUGAAAAAGAUCCGCUGUCAUGGCCUCGGAGGCCUGGGCUUCCCCAUUAUCGUCAUCCCCUGGGUGGUGCUUCAGGAGAUGGACUCCCUAAAAAUGGGAAGAGGCCUGUCAGGCUCCGUGGCCCACCUGGCGACUCCAGCCAUCUCUUACAUUUACAAGUGUUUGAAGAGCCGGGAACCUCGGCUGUGGGGCCAAUCUAUGCAGCAGGCCGCAGAGAGCAGCAAUGGUCUGACUGCUGAGAAUAACGAUGACAGAGUGCUGCAGUGCUGCCUGCAGUACCAGAGGCUGUACCCAGAGUGUGCUCUCACCUUAUGCACCAAUGAUAAGAAUCUGUGCAGUAAAGCCCUCCUGAGUGGGGUGAAGGCACUCUGCAAGACUGACUUGGAGGCAGAGGUUGGGAGAUCCAGACAUGGCCUUCAGAUCACUGGAGGCAUUCAGGCUUCUGUGCCACCGAGCAAUAACCCUCAGGUCUUAUCACCAACGCUGAGCACGAGGUGCCCACCGGUUCAGCCACAUGGUCAAAAGAAAGCGGGCUUUUAUGUGGGAGUCCUACACAAAGAAAGCAAGCAGCUCAGUGAAGGAGACGAGGAGAGGACACUAAGGGACCUCAGCGGAUGCAUUUCUGCAUUAGAAGACUGUCUGAGGGAGGUGCUGUCUGACGUUUUGCAAGUGGAGAUGAAGGCUGCUUAUGAUGACCUCUGGCUUGAGAUCGUUUAUUUAAAGCCACCGUGGACACUUCAGGAUGUCUUACAGUGUAUAAAAAAGCACUGGAUUGCUGUUUUUGGCCACCUCACCCAUCGGAGGAAGGAGCAAACUGUUUUAAAGCUCAUCAAAUUUUUCAACUCCGGUGAAACGGUGGAGCGUGAAGCCAUCUCAGAGGUCGUUCAAGAUGCCAAAGAGCUUGUGAACGCUUUUUCGAGAAGUUCAAAGCGCGUUCCACGAGCAGUCGCUGUACUGGACGACAUUUUGAACAAGCUACGACCUCAGCCAAAUCCUCCUACGGGGGGAGAAUCUCCCGCCUGCGACGUUGUCAUGAAUGACGAUGACGAUAACGGAGACUCUCACCAGGAAGUGUGGGCCGUCUUUGAGAGGAUCUGGUCUCACGUGUGUCAACUAAGCUUGGAGGUGUUCAAAGCUCUGGGCUUUGACCCUCACACCAGGCAGUGCCUUCAGCCAGAGGGAGCUGCUCCACCACCACAGGAUGCCUUGGCCUGCUUGCACAAACUGUCCUCCAUGGUCUCGCAGCUGCUCCAAGCUUUCAGCAGUGUCUUGUUAUCAGCUCCCGGCUUAGAAGAAGUCCAGACACUGCUCAGCAUCAUCAACUCCAACAAUAUAGUAACUGAGAAUUCCAGGUUAACCGCCAAAAGCCUGCUCGACUGUUUUUCACAGCCGGACUACAGGGAGAAGCUCAGGGUGGGAGGGACCAAGUUAAUGGAGCUUCAAGAGGCCUUGGAACACUGUGUUCAAGCUGCAGGUCAAUACACGACGUUCCCCACGUAGCACCGUCAGGAACGUUGCUCAUCAACCAAACUGAUUCCUCGACGUGACAGAUUCUUAACUUGAACUCAAAGCUGUCGAGUUAAAGGCGCAUCUGCUCGUGCUGUGCCCGUUUCUGCCUUUGUUCUCCAUCCAUAAAGCUCAUGUUACAGAGAUAACGCUGUUUUCUGAAGGUUUGUUUAAUGCUGUAACAGCUGGUUUGUAUAAUUCAGCAAGUACAGAUUUCAUUAUUCUCUAAUAGCUUUGCACUUGUGUCCUGAAUGAGUUUUGGUGAGUUAAGGUGAAAUUUAGUUUAUAAAUAUUUAAAUCUAUUUUAAAAAAUCAUAUUAUUUUGUUUAGAGUGAUUAGUUAAAUGACAAAACAUUUUUACUUGAAAUAUUUUUUUAAUAAAAAUAAAACAUGUACCAUUUGUUAUUUAAAGGCCUGCAUUUAUUUAGGUUUGUUUUUAAAUCAUUUCUGAUUACCUGACAGCUUCUUACAGAGCUUAAUCUGUUGACGUUGUUUAACUCACAUCGAUGUCGCUCUCAUUCAGUAUGAAGCUGACGCCUGAACAUAAUUCUUUAAUGUAGAUCAGGACAAAAACCCUUUCAUGAUAAACCAGCAGGUCAGUGAACAGAAAAGGACCGUUUUCACCACGAGGCUCAGGUUACAGCCAUAAAACACUAUUUUUCUUAUGAAUGCUGAGAUUGUUCAGUGCAUUUUUUUUUAAGAGCCCAUUUUGACAUCUAAACUUAUUGUUGGCUAAGUUGUCAAGUAAAGAACUUUUUUUUUUUACUGUUGCUUGGUUUUGAAUCACUAAAGAGACGCAUCACGUUUUCUUUCCCAAGGUAGCGUUCGCAUGUGCAGAGCGCUGCUGUGAUCGUCAGCCCGAGCGUGGUCAUGCGUGUGUGUGAAGGGUGACUAAGGGGAUUAUAUGCCUGUGAUGCCAGCAGACAGGCUUAGAAUACACCUGCUGGUAGUGUGACACAAGCAGAGGCUGAAGCAUCAGACACCAUGCAGGGAGAGGUGGAAGAUGGUGAAAGGACAGGUAAUGAGGACCCCAACUUCCUGUCUCAGCUUAGUCAUUUAGAAAAAUGUACAGAGCCUUUCUUUUAAACUUGUAGCUGUCGAGGGACCUCGCUGUGACGUUGUAAUUAGAAAAUGACUGGAAGAAAAACUAUCAAAGUUAUAAUUGUAAAUGAUCAGGUAAGAGUUUAAAAUACUUCAACACAUGUCGAUGCUCUCAGCUCUUUAGUCAUGAUCCCACUUUACAAUGCAAGAGAAAAGUGUACAGCCACACAUACUUAUACUAGCCCAUUUACCCCACCAUACAAGUUACCAGUGACCAAGUUGUGAAUUGAGUGCAGGGCAGGGAUUAAACCAGCUCCAGCAGGCAGGCAGUGAUACGAGGUCAGGCAGUCCUCUUUCAACACUUCCACUAUCCAGAAUGACUGUCGUCAUCCCUUCCUGCUGAUGUCUGUUAGCCAGCUUAGCAUAAUCUCC